Messenger RNA from Botrytis porri, 738 nucleotides. RefSeq lists its product as uncharacterized. Bases 1 to 738 code for a protein of 245 amino acids. The transcript has 2 exons. The record is from RefSeq and is a predicted model, not a curated record. Lineage: Eukaryota; Fungi; Ascomycota; Leotiomycetes; Helotiales; Sclerotiniaceae.
AUGGCUAUAUCACCUAUCACCCCUUCCCCCUCUCCAUCCCCAAAAUUCGCAAAAGUCGAUCUCAUUCCUUGGGAUCCAGACUCUCCAUCCCAUGUCGAGAGAUUGUUCAAUCAACGAGUAGCCUGUACCUGGAACUCAGAAUACGUAGAAUCAUGGCGCGAAAAACAGAGGCAGGGUGCUAUUACUCUUCAAUGGAUCGUUCUACCAAUCACCACCAUCUCUCGCGAUGAUCUUCAUAAACUUCACAUAACGCAUUUCCCCUUGGAAUCAGAACCAUUAAUCGAUUCCGCAACAACAUUCAAUGCACUACCUCGUACCCCUCCUUCACCACCCCAAUCCUUCCUUCCCGUCGGCCACAUAGCCCUCGAAGUCCAACCAUCUUCCCCCAUCUCUUCCUCUCCCUCCUCCACAUACAAAAUAUCAGGCCUCUACAUUUCCGGCGCUAUGCGUAGCUUAGGUCUAGGUCGCGCAACUAUGGAUACAAUUGAAACACUUGCCUCUUCACCCCCGAUCUCUGCGAAAAAAUUAAUAUUAGAAGUUAUAGCGAAGGAAUAUCCGGGAAAGGAAGAACGGAAUGCGGGGCUGAAAAUCAAGAAGCAGCCGGUGGAGAGAGAGGAUUGGUAUGCUAGGAGGGGGUAUAGGAUUGUGGGGAUGAAGGAUGGGAUGUGGCCUGAAAAGGAUGAGGAGGGGAGGGUGUGGACGGCUAGGUGUUUGUUUAUGGAGAGGGUGGUGGGGUAG